AGCCAGGCGCAUGCGCCAAGGGCCGCCCAGCUGGGUCUCGGCGCCGCCCCUCCGAACCCUGGAGCCUCGCGGAGCCGGCCGGUCGGGGCGCUGCGGCUGCGGUCCUCGCCCCGCUGCUCCUCCCGGGCGUAGCGGGCUCUGGUGCGCCUUCGCUCCGGUCAGUGCCAUGAUCCGGCAGGAGCUCUCCACAUCCUACCAGGAGCUGAGUGAGGAGUUGGAUCAGGUGGUUGAGAACUCAGAGCGGGCAGACGAGCAGGAGAAGGAGACAGUCAAAGUCCAGGGUUCAGGCAUCUUACCAGCCCUUGACAGCGAGUCUGCAUCCAGCAGCAUCCGCUUCAGCAAGGCUUGCCUGAAGAACGUCUUCUCGGUCCUGCUGAUCUUCAUCUACCUGCUCCUCAUGGCCGUGGCUGUCUUCUUGGUUUACCAGACCAUCACAGACUUCCGCGAGAAGCUCAAGCACCCCGUCAUGUCUGUGUCUUAUAAGGAGGUGGAUCUCUACGACGCCCCAGGUAUUGCCCUGUACCCCGGUCAGGCCCAGUUGCUCAGCUGCAAGCACCAUUAUGAGGUUAUUCCCCCUCUGAGGAGCCCGGGGCAGCCUGGAGACAUGAACUGCACUACCCAGAGGAUCAACUACACGGACCCUUUCUCCAACCAGACCCUGAAAUCCGCCCUGAUCGUGCAGGGGCCGCGGGAAGUGAAGAAGCGGGAGCUGGUCUUCCUCCAGUUCCGCCUGAACGAGAGCAGCGCGGACUUCAGCGCCAUCGACUACCUGCUCUUCUCUUCUUUCCGGGAGUUCCUGCACAGCCCAGACAGGGUGGGCUUCAUGCAGGCCUGCGAGAGCGCCUCUUCCAGCUGGAAGUUCUCUGGGGGCUUCCGAACCUGGGUCAAGAUGUCCCUGGUGGAGACCAAGGAGGAAGACGGGCGGGAAGCAGUGGAGUUCCGGCAGGAGACAAGUGUGGUUAACUACAUUGACCAGAGGCCAGCGACUGAAAGAAGUGCUCAGCUGUUUUUUGUGGUCUUUGAAUGGAAAGAUCCUUUCAUCCAGAAAGUCCAAGAUAUAAUCACAGCCAAUCCUUGGAACACAAUUGCGCUUCUCUGUGGGGCCUUCUUGGCAUUAUUUAAAGCAGCAGAGUUUGCCAAGCUGAGUGUGAAAUGGAUGAUCAAAAUUAGGAAGAGAUACCUUAAAAAAAGAGGUCAGGCAACGAACCAUAUAAGCUGAAGUCGCCUUGUUCAUAGAACUGCCCAUGUUGACCGAGGGUCUCAUCACUUCCACUUUGAGAAACUGAGCUGCCAGCACUCCUGUACUCACCUGAAGCUGCCCGCCCUGCUGGGAGGCACAGCCUGAUGGGACAGAUCCAGUGGAUAACCUCGAAGUUAUUUAAGUACUUAAAUUAUUAAUGAACAGUUUUUGACUAUGACAUGAGUAGAGUUUGCGGAUGAUGGAAUUAGACCUGGUUUCUGAAGGUUUGUCGAAGCUGCCUUUCUUCUUUGGCUGGUGAAUAGUUCAGCUCUAACAGGAAUUAAGGCUUUGUAUUUACCUUGGGUUUCUCCCCCGAGGGUUUUAAAGUGGAUGGGAGAGUGUGUGACUAUCCAGAUGUGUAGGUCGAGCUUUGAAACCUGUGCAUUUUACACAAAGGCAAACAAACACCCUUAGUCUCUGGCAUUGUCUGCCAUCUGUGUCAUCCAGUCUCUGACAAGCUUUCUCAUUUGUUAAAUGAGACACUUAAAGUCAAUACAGUAAUUAGAUAUCCUGUGGACUGACUAGCCACCUACCUGUCUGGUUGGAGUUCUUGUUGAUAUAGGUGUAAGAGUUUAGAGUGAUUAACACACAAAAGCACUAGUAUGAAUGUAGAGUAGGUGCCUAUUCAAUGUAUUUUGAUGACUUCAUUAACAGGUAAAUAAAAGCUAGGUUAAUACAAAAGGAA
Molecule: messenger RNA, 1925 nt
Organism: Miniopterus natalensis
Lineage: Eukaryota; Metazoa; Chordata; Mammalia; Chiroptera; Miniopteridae
Gene: PACC1
Product: proton activated chloride channel 1
Cellular component (GO): cell surface
Source: RefSeq, a predicted model, not a curated record